Oryza brachyantha (malo sina) is the source of this 2469-nucleotide messenger RNA. Its product is annotated as protein DGS1, mitochondrial-like. Gene Ontology annotation, cellular component: mitochondrial outer membrane. The record is from RefSeq and is a predicted model, not a curated record. The transcript has 14 exons. The coding region runs from base 63 to 1823 and encodes 586 amino acids. Lineage: Eukaryota; Viridiplantae; Streptophyta; Magnoliopsida; Poales; Poaceae.
CUUCGGCUCUUCCUCCUCGGCUGCCGGGGGGCCCCACUCAGCAGCGCCCGCCCAACGCCGCCAUGGGGAUCUCUUCGCCUCCGCCGCCGCGGAGCCCUAGCUCCGACGGCGAUCCGACCGAGGCCGCAAAGCUCGCCGUCGCCGCCCUAGCGGUGCCAGCUCGCCUAUGGAGCUCCCUCGUCGCCCGCCUACGUUCGCUCCCGGGUCGCCGCCGCCGCCGCCGCGGCCGGCGCCCUGCUAUCCCGCUCCUCAUCCGCACUGCCGCCGCCCACCCUGCCCGGGUUACUGGUGAGAUGCCUGAAGCUUUCGGCAUCCUAGAAGAUAUUGCACAACACACGCUGUCUAGUUUGCAUGGUAUUCAGAAAAGCUUACUCUUUUGGCAGUCCAAAGCUGAGGGAACAAAUUCACAGAAAAUGUAUUUCAUGAUAUUUGAAAGAGGCCCAAGGGCCUUUGUUAAAUCAACAUAUCAGACAUUGACUAGACUAAGGAGCAAUGAGAGUCCAAUCCAGUACCUGUUGCACUCUGCAUCGGAUAUGGUCUCAACAAAACUUGCUGUCCUGACAAGCAUGCAACACUGCUUGGCCGCUUUUCUUGCUGAGAUUUACUGCGAAGUUGAUAAAUUCAGAGAAGGAUUAACUGAAAAUUCAGAUAAAUCGCUUCACACACUGUUUGUUGUUUUGAAUACUGUCUUCUCCAAAUUGGAGGCAUCACUCCAAAAUGUUCGUGAGGGGCGAACUCUACUGGUUCCACCUGAGGGAAGCUCAUCUGAAAUCCUCUUUGAAAGGUUGCCAGAAAUUGAUUAUGAGAGUUCAGAGUGGACUGAGGCUUCCUCAACAGAUGCUAUAAGUUUGAUCUACCAAAACCUCCAGAAGUUAGAUAAUUUUGUUUCCUCUCAGCUUUCAAGCCACAAAAGACCAACACAUAUGACCAUACACUGGUUGCCCUACACAUGUGGAGCAUUGGGCCUUUCGGCAUGUUCUCUAUGGCUUCUGCGACAUAGUAGCUUGAUGGGAAGUCCUGACAUUGACAACUGGAUUCAAGGUGCCAAAGAGUCAGUAGCUGGAUUUUGGGAUGUGCAUGUUGAGAAACCUAUCAUUUCCAUUAGAGGUGAGCUUUUCGAGACAUUCAAAAACAGAGGUAAACAUGUAAUGGAUAAACAAGAGGUCCAACUGAAUGAAGAAGUAUUGCACAGGAUGAUGCUUGCCUUUUGUCAGGAAACUUCAAACGAGAAGCUUCCACAAGAUUUAUCAGAGCAAGCACUUAUGAAAAUUUUCAUGGAGAGAUAUGAGAAGGAAUGGACACAUCCUGUUAAGAAUCUUUUUCGUGGAGAGUUAGUAUAUGCCAUUCUUAUCCAGCUCCAGAAGCGUACAGUCGAUAUCAAGCAGGCAUUGCUGGAACUGGAUCAGAUUCUUAAGGGAAAUGCGAUAAACUUUGCUAUUCUUGCAGCUUUACCUGCAUUUGGUGUUUCGCUUUUGCUCCUCACUGUGGUGCAAGCAUGGGUUAUGAAUGAUCAAGGCGCAGAGGGAAGAGGUAGGAUUGCACGGCGUCAAAGAAGGCUGCUGCUUCUUGAUGCAGAGAGAAAGCUUAUGGAGUUUAAGAAUUGCACAAUUAAUGGAAUGGAGGAAGAGGCAUGCUGUAAGUUCGGAUUAACACUGUACACCCUCGAUAGAUUAUACAGAGCUGUUGAAUCACAUGCAGAAGAAACAGGCGAGUGGUCGAGAUUAAGAGAAGACAUUUUGGAUCUGGCGAAACCUAAGAUGGGUAUGGCCGACAAGCUGGUGGUUCUUUCACGGCUGAAGGGAACGUACGACUGCUUUCCAUAGCCAGAAGAGAGAGGGGGGCCGGGGGGGUGUCGCUGCAUCUGAAAAUUUCCAUAUUUUUUUCUCGGGUGGUGAUUGGUGAACUUACAGUGCUUCAUUUUGAGAAGACGAAGGCGCAAAUCCUACUGUGGCAUGCAGUCUGAAUGUCUGAUCCGCCUGCUGGUAGGAAUUCAUGAAGAUUUUGACACCGAACAUACGAUAGAGAAGUGGCCUUGUGCCUGUCCUAAUGCCUACUACUUGUUUCUCAUUAUGUAUCUCCCUGUACAACUAGUCUAGUUUGUGGUAAACUGGCGAUGGAUGAUCUUUUGUGAUGAUAAGAGCCAUACUUCCAUGCUUCCAUCAUUCAACUGGUUCACUACAAGCUGCAAUGAUUCAGUGAUAAUGUGCUAUUUCACUCGGUUGUGGAUCCAGCGUGGCUGCUAAGGGCUCCUACCUUGGACUCUCCUUGAAAGACAAGAGGAAGGGAUGGAGGAAAAAGAUGGAAAGAAAGAAGAGUACCGGGCUGAAGGAGUAAAAAAAAUUAGCCUACCCUCUCUCAUUGGGCUGGAUUUGGGUUCAGAUUCUCUGCAGUAAUAUAUAGGAACAUGUAAGGAGAACAGUAAAUCAAUAUCAGUACAUAAAAUACUAUAAAAUACUAUAGUAACAGCAA